Messenger RNA from Phytophthora infestans T30-4, 743 nucleotides. RefSeq lists its product as uncharacterized. Bases 492 to 743 code for a protein of 83 amino acids. The record is from RefSeq and is a predicted model, not a curated record. The transcript has a single exon. NCBI's taxonomy places the organism in Eukaryota, Oomycota, Peronosporomycetes, Peronosporales, Peronosporaceae.
AGGAUCUAGCGGAAAGGGUGAUGAAGACGAUAAAAAGCCAGACUUGUUUGAUAAGGAGAUUGUUCCGCAUUUGAUGGAAUUUGCAGCCGAUCGAGCUGCUCAACGGCAGUCAAAGGCUAGUGCAGGUGAGAGCUCGAAGUUUACAAUAGCGGUCGAGUCCAAUGUCGACGAGGACAGAGAUCUACCUGCACUGCCAACAGUUGAAAAGGCUUCGACAGACUUGCUCAAAUCCAUUUUUGAACCUUCGGACGAGUCGGAACUUAGUGAGGAUGACAGCGAAGACGAAAGUGACGAUGAAGAACGCAAUGAGGUGCAAAGUGAAGCGAAACAACGGGAAAAUUCAGCUAGAUCAACUUCGAAGACUUUAUUGUUGACGCGUAACUCAGUUGAAGGUCAACGACGUCAAUUGAGCUCAGAGGAUUCGAGUUUAUCCGGUGAAGAAGGAAAGAAUGAGGAUACGCGAGGCAGGAAGAGAUCCGGGAGUGUUGACAAUGUCUCCGUUCGAGAAGCUAAACGAUGGAAAGAGGAAGAAAAGAAGAAGCGCAAAAAACAUAAGAAACACCACAAACACCGCUCGUCGCGAGACGAUAAGGACAAGAAAAAGGACAAAAAAGACCGAAAGUCGGAUAAACAUCGCUCGUCGCGGCACUCAAGGCGACGUCGAAGUCGGAGUGCGGAACGAAAUUCUCGUAGUAGACGGCACUGAUGUUCUCCAGUCGUAUAAAGAGCUGGAUAGUGAGUAG